Messenger RNA from Capra hircus (goat), 600 nucleotides. RefSeq names its product killer cell lectin like receptor F2 (gene KLRF2). The record is from RefSeq and is a predicted model, not a curated record. The coding region runs from base 1 to 600 and encodes 199 amino acids. The transcript is spliced from 6 exons. NCBI's taxonomy places the organism in Eukaryota, Metazoa, Chordata, Mammalia, Artiodactyla, Bovidae.
AUGGAGAAUGAAGAUGGCUAUAUGAUGCUGAAAUUCAAGAAUCGCUUUGAAUCAAGGAAAAAGUCUAAAGAUUUCAUCCUGUAUUUACAGUGUUACUGUCUCAUGUUAGUACUUGGAUGCAUUGGCAUCCUUAUUUUCAUUAUGUCAGUAAUUGGCCUGAACUUUUGGGAUAGAGAAAUGGAUUUCCUUCAGAAAGCAAAUAUCACCAGCCUAGCAGGAAAUCAUUAUGUGUGCCCAAGUGACUGGCUACUGAAUCAACGAAAAUGUUACAGGUUUUCAACUGUUUCUAAAACUUGGAAUGAAAGUCAACGUGAUUGUUUAAAGCUACAGGCACAUUUACCUGUGAUUCAAAAUUCAAAAGAGCUGGAGUUCAUACAGAAGAGUUUGAAAUCUGGACAACCUAGUUGGCUUGGACUAUAUAUUACAUCGCCAGGAAAACAAUGGAUAUGGAUAAAUGAACAACUUUUUGUGGAACAAGAAAUUUUCUCGGUGAUUGGACCCAUUGAUAACAUGAGCUGUGCUGUCAUAACAAGAAAUCAGGUGUAUUCUGAAGACUGUGACUCCAAAUUUAAUGGCAUUUGCCAGAGAGAUGCUGUCUGA